AUGACCGGGCCGCCGUCCUCUUCCUACCCCGGCCAGGUCCCGCCGCCAGCCGCCCUGAUUUCGCCGGAAAACGAGGAGAAAAGCUCCGGUUUUGACAGAAACUUCGUCGGCUUCGUUCUCCGUCGUCCGGCCACCGAUUCCGGCAAGAAUGAACCCGGCAUGGGUGUGAUGCCGAGGUCUCCGCAGGAUUCGUCUCGGGUUCUGGGAAAUUCGGGGCGGGUCCUGUCAGCUUGGACGUCCUCAUUUCGACGCAAAGGACUCUUUGACAUGGGUGGAUUUAGGAUGUUGAGGAUUACACUUAAGGGUGUCACGAAGUUGAUGGACAAGUUACAAGGGAAUGGAGGAGUUGUGAGUCUGACCAAGGAGGCUCGUGUGUGGUGGGAAUACCACGAGCAAAAACCAAGGAUGAGACCUAGAUGGAUUGGUAAACCUACCUGGAGAUGA
Prunus armeniaca (apricot) is the source of this 444-nucleotide messenger RNA. The record is from the annotation of a GenBank genome assembly. Lineage: Eukaryota; Viridiplantae; Streptophyta; Magnoliopsida; Rosales; Rosaceae.